Messenger RNA from Microthlaspi erraticum, 1131 nucleotides. The record is from the annotation of a GenBank genome assembly. Lineage: Eukaryota; Viridiplantae; Streptophyta; Magnoliopsida; Brassicales; Brassicaceae.
AUGUCUCGCCAUUUCACCGGACUCUUCAAACUCUCUCCUUGGAACCAUGCCCUCAUAAACAAGAGAAGCUUUCGUCUGUUCUCAUCUUCCAUACCUAAUCCGUAUCUGACGCUUGGCACUACUCUGAAGAAUGAUCUGCCAGACGGUAGCGAAAUCAGAGACGUCCUCUUGUUUGAUCCAGCCAAGGAAGAGAUGGUCACAGUUCCUGACAAAACAUUCCCUCAAGAGCUCGCCGACUCGAGACAGAUAGGAAGUGCACGUGGAUGGGGAGUUUUCUCUAACGAUCAUGAUCGUUCGUUAUGCAUCAGCGACAUUAACAGUACCUUGGCUUCCAAGUCAACAAACCCUACAAUGAUUCCUCUGCCUCCACUUGUUGCUGUACACUCCAACCAAACAAAUCUAGUCUGGAACGUGGCGGUGUCAUCUUCUCCUCAUGAUCAAGACUGUGUGGUUGCUGUCAAGCUUUUGGAUAGACAGCUUAGUCUGUGUAAACCACACUGUGACAUGCGUUGGACUAACGUUGGGGAGUUGCUUAUUGACAAGUUGGAGAAUCUGGAGAACUCGAAUCUCAUGUAUUCCAAGAGAGAAGGGAGAUUCUACUUGCCUGGUCCUGGAGGCAACUCCUUGUACUCAUGGGAUCUCCACUUGAAGAAGAAUAAAAGCCCUAAGUUCCAUGAGUUGUUGUUCCGUGACCUUCCUGAGCUUGAUGAUUCCGAGUGGAAGCUGUUGGGUUGGUGUUGCAGAACGGAACACCUUGUGGACUCAGUCUCCAAUGGCGAACGUUUUCUUGUCAAAUGGUAUGCACAGCGCGUCUUCUCGGCGAGUCAUGAAGGAAGCAACUACACGACGAGGAGGUUCAUGGUGUUUAGAGAGAAGAUGACAACAGUGGAAGGAAGAUGCAUGUAUUACACUGAGGAUAUUGGAGAUGUUUGCAUGUUUCUUUCAAUGAGUGAGGCUUUCUGCGUCAAGGCAAGCUCUUGCUCUGGUCUCAAGCCUAACUCCAUUUAUUAUAUAGGCCAUGGGUUUGGUAUUUACAAUAUCGCUGACGCAACGAUCCAUCAUUUUCAAGCUCCUGAAGGUGCACCUACUUCUUUCAAGGACCCUUAUUGGCUUCCUCCUUCUUGCAUAUAG